GCACAGAGCUCCCUCCCAGGCCCGCGAACUUGGCCAUUCAGCCGCCGCUGUCCCCGCUGCGCGCCCUCGCGCCUCUGCCUGAGAAGCCAGGCGCUGUUCCCCCACCCCAGAAGAGGAUGGCAAAGGUGGCUAAGGACCUCAACCCAGGAGUUAAAAAGAUGUCCCUGGGCCAGCUGCAGUCAGCAAGAGGUGUGGCAUGUUUGGGAUGCAAGGGGACGUGUUCGGGCUUCGAGCCACAUUCAUGGAGGAAAAUAUGCAAGUCUUGCAAAUGCAGCCAAGAGGACCACUGCCUAACAUCUGACCUAGAAGACGAUCGGAAAAUUGGCCGCUUGCUGAUGGACUCCAAGUAUUCCACCCUCACUGCUCGGGUGAAAGGCGGGGACGGCAUCCGGAUUUACAAGAGGAACCGGAUGAUCAUGACCAACCCUAUUGCUACUGGGAAAGAUCCCACUUUUGACACCAUCACCUACGAGUGGGCUCCCCCUGGAGUCACCCAGAAACUGGGACUGCAGUACAUGGAGCUCAUCCCCAAGGAGAAGCAGCCAGUGACAGGCACAGAGGGUGCCUUUUACCGCCGCCGCCAGCUCAUGCACCAGCUCCCCAUCUAUGACCAGGAUCCCUCGCGCUGCCGUGGACUUUUGGAGAAUGAGUUGAAACUGAUGGAAGAAUUUGUCAAGCAAUAUAAGAGCGAGGCCCUCGGCGUGGGAGAAGUGGCCCUCCCGGGGCAGGGUGGCUUGCCCAAGGAGGAGGGGAAGCAGCAGGAAAAGCCAGAGGGGGCAGAGACCACUGCUGCUACCACCAACGGCAGUCUCAGUGACCCGUCCAAAGAAGUGGAAUACGUCUGCGAGCUCUGCAAGGGAGCGGCCCCUCCUGACAGCCCCGUGGUCUACUCGGACAGGGCAGGCUACAACAAGCAGUGGCACCCCACCUGCUUUGUGUGUGCCAAGUGCUCCGAGCCGCUGGUGGACCUCAUCUACUUCUGGAAGGAUGGUGCACCCUGGUGCGGCCGCCAUUACUGCGAGAGUCUGCGGCCCCGGUGCUCCGGCUGCGAUGAGAUAAUAUUCGCUGAGGACUACCAGCGUGUGGAAGAUCUGGCCUGGCACCGAAAGCACUUUGUCUGUGAGGGUUGUGAGCAGCUGCUGAGCGGCCGGGCGUACAUCGUCACCAAGGGUCAGCUUCUGUGCCCAACUUGCAGCAAGUCCAAACGCUCCUGAAGGGCUGCCCACCCACAGCCAGAAUCCACAGGAUCCCACCGAGAAGGAGAGCCAGGUGUGCCGAGACCAUCCUAAGGGUCCGAUGUGACAGCAAGCAAGUGAAAUAAACAAUGAUUUGCUUUUCAGUGAGAAUAUAUAUAUGAGAUAUAUAUAGAUAUAUAUUCUAGGUUGGGUGGUGGUAGAUCCUUGAGGGUCAGUAGUUUCAAAACCAAAAAUAUUCUAAGAAGUCUUAGGAUGGAGUUCCUUUUCUUUCUGUUGUUGUUUCCCAGCUACAACCAACUAAAGACACAAAUGGCGUUCUGCAAGGGGACUCUGGGAGGAGUUUUCCAGAAUGCAAUUCCGAGUGAGCAAAUCGCAUAGCUGUAGAAUGUGCGUGCUUUUUUGUGGACACAGGAGCUCCUCCAGGAGCAGGCUGGGAUCCCAACUAUCGCUUGUUGCCUCUUUUUCAAGUGGAAUUUGAAUUUUAAAUAAACAACUUUUUUUGGCAUGAUAAACAGAUCAAUAAAAGUUUUGUGAAUUCCACAUACACCCUUAUCUAAUUAUUUACACCAUGGCAGUGAUUUUGCAACACCCAGUGCUGGCAGAAAAUAUAGUAAAAUACUAAUGAGCCUCUCUAUCAAUGUAUCUCAUCAGACUUCCACUGGGAGUGUAGGCUUUGGGACAGAACCCCCGCCCCACCUGCCUAUUCCAGAUACUCCCAGAUCACUAAUGUAACAAAGGUAUCAUGUUUUAUGGUACACUGAAAAGUGGCCUGCUGGGAACUGAUGAGCUUCUCUUUAGCCAGGGACCUGACUCAGCUGCCCUCAGAGCCCAGGAAAAUAGCGAAUGAACCCCUCUGGGAAUAAGACCAGUACUGGGAAACCACUGAACAGGGGCCACCUAAGCUCCACCAAUGGGUGCCACAUGGGAUGUGGUGACUAAUGUGGGCAGAUCUUUAAAAAUACAGCACUUUUUCAAAUGCCAAAACAAUCAGAAACAAAAUUUUUUCAAUAAAAAUUAAUCUAAAAUUUAACAAUGCCACUUUUAUGAGAAAUCUCAAUUUUUAAUGUUGCCAACUAAACAUUGAAUGAGUCACGUAGAAUAGGUCUUUGGGCCAAAUUGUAUCUCCAUUUUAUGGUCUCUCUGAACAUUUUCAGCUCUUAAAUUAAUUUCUUUCCCACAGUUUCUAAGAAAAACAUAUUUUUCUACUGGGAGUAUAAGGAUGAAAAAGACACAAGUCCUAGGAGCUUACGGUCUGGUCGCCAGUGGUUUUCUUUCUUGAACUUCCUCAUCUGCUGCCAGUUUUCUUUAACCUCACCAUCCAAAUUUCACUCUGACCAUCUCGUACCUAGAAAACCCCCAUUCAUGUGCUUUAUAAGUUUCACCAAAGCCAUUGCUAUAUCCUCCCAAGGCAGUGGUUUUCUGCUCCCAGCUCCUUUCUCUAGUCACCCUCAGUUUCCUCGUCAUGUUCAUCUUCUCAAAGAUAAGUUUCAAGUGUGUCAUUUCCUUCACUCAAUCUCCAUGGCUCUUCAUUGCCUGCCAAGUUAACAACCAAGUCCUCAUGGACAUUUGAAUCCUUCCAAAACUUGGCUUAUGUCUUUCUGGCCUUGGAGCCCUUUAUUUCCCUAGAUUUCUAGUUCCCUAUUUCUUCCUAAGCAUGCAGAAGCUCCCUCUGAUCAAGCCCUUCCCUUUGCUUUUGCUAGUUGAAGACUGGCUACCUGAAGACCAACUCUGGCUGUUGAAAUUCUAUUCAUCCUAUAAGGUGCUUCUCAAGCAUAACCUGCUUCUCUGGCACUUUCCUGAAGCACCAGUGAAAUAUUCACCAAUUCAUCAUUCAUUCAUCCAUUCCACAAGUAUUUCAGUGAGCACGGCAAAGUUCCAAUUCCCAUGCUGAAUAUAGGGGAUGCGGGGUGCACAAAAAGAACAGUGACCCCUACGCCCAUAGAUGUUACGGUCUGUGGGGGAGAUGGGCCUCAAGCAAAUAUUCUCACAAGUCAAUGCAAAAUUACACUACUGUGCAUGCUAUAAAAGGAAGAUUUGUGUUACUAUAAUGCAUGUAAACUGGACUUAGGAAUAUCGAGAGAGGUGCCCCUGGGAAAGUGAUGCUUGAACUGGGCUGUAAAGGAUGAGUAGCCUUGCCAGGCAUAGUGGCUCAGGCCUGUAUUCUCAGCACUUUGGGAGGCCAAAGCGGGUGGAUCACUUGAGCCUAGGAGUUCGAGACCGGCCUGGGCAACAUGGCAAAACUCCACCCCUACAAAAAAUACAAAAACUAUCUGGCAUGGUGGCACACCUGUAGUAUCAGUUACUCUAGAGGAUAACCUGAGCCCAGUAAGUCAAGGCUGCAGUGAGCUGUGAUCAUGCCACAGCACUCCAGCCUGGGUGACAGAGUGAGACCCUGUUUCCAAAAAAAAAAAAAAAGGAUAGGUUGCCUCUAAGUUGGCAAAGAGAGGAAGGACAAUGGUUAAAGAUGGAUACAUGAAUGCAUGUGCAAAGGCCCUGUGGUGGAAGCCCCACCAGUUUAUUCAACACCUAUUUGCUGGUGUUGGAGAUACAGUGGUGAACAUGGCCCAUGGAUGGAACUGAAAGAAAACUGGUGUGGCAGGAGCACAGAGCAUGGUGAGGAGGGUGGGCCUGGGGCAUGAGAGGCAGGCAUGGCCAGCCUGCUCCAGUUCUGGGGCAAUUCAAAAGACUGGUCUCUGUUCUAGGAGCAAGGGGGAGCCUUCAAACAGCUUUAAGGAGGGGGUGGUGAUGGCUGGACAGGGAGAUCAUGAGAUACGUCAUCUCUUCUCUGUUGAAACCCCAGCACAAUGCAUGAUUGACUUGGUCCACUGGGUCACACCAUCAUGGAUGGGCAUUAUCUCCCACAACAGUCCCCAUGGGGCACCACCCAGCACCUGCCCCUGCCUUUCUCAUGUCUAUUAAUGACACCCACCCUUGCAUUUGGAGCACCUGAAUCAUCUCUGCCACUUGCCUUCAUAUCUGAUGGGUCACUCAGUCCAGUCCUUUCUCUCCAUCCUCGCUUUCACUCCAUCCCCAAAGUCAUAUCUCACCUUGAACAUUUUCUGCUCAGACUGACAAGUCUCCCCGACGGGAACUCACCCUCUCCACCCACCACUUCCAGAUGAAUUGCUCAGAAACACACCCUCAUCUUGCACUCUCCUCUUCAAGAACAAUCAGGGGCUCCCUGUUGCACACACAGAAAAAAAUUGAAACUGUUUUACCUUGCAGUCGAGUUUCUUAUUUUUCCUGCCCCAACCCUCCUUCCUUCCUGUUAUCCUUUCAGAAGCCAAAUGGGCAGUUUACAGUCACAGUGUGUGCCCCUGCUUUCCUCACCUCUGUACCAUCACUCACGCUGUGCUUUUUGCCUGCAAUUCCCCACACUGUGUUUAAUUGCUGCCUCUGCUGGGGGGCUGCAAUAGCUGAGUGGGAUUCUGUACCAGAAUUGGAAAGAUCCAUGUUAACUCUUGCCUGAUUCUAUCUCCCAUGUCAGCAGGAAGAGGGGCUGCCAUCCCCACCCCUCCCACUCUCUAGGAAGACUUUCCUCCCUCACCCUUCCCUUGGGGUGUUUUAGGUGCCCUUUAUCUGUAAGUUCAUAAUAUCCCAGGCUUACAGUAAUUCUUCCAAGGCCUUUAUUGUGCUAUAAUUAUUUAUUCAUGAAAGCCUUCCCCUAUGAACUUCUAAAGAAUAAUCGUAUUAUCUUUAUUUCCCCAACUCUUAGUACAAAUCCUGGCAACUAAAUGAAAGAACAAACAACCUGGGGUUCUGGGAUGGUUCGUCUUUGCUGAUGGCACUGUGUUCCAAAAUGGCCAAGGUCAAAUAUAAAAAUUUCAGACUGAGGUAGACACUGCUGGCAGCCUACACAUUGCCACCACACCCCACUUCCUUCUUCCUAGUGGCAAGGAAGCAGUGGGUGGAGAGGGUGAGUUCCUGUCAGGGAGACUUGUCAGUCUGAGCAGAAAAUGUUCAAAGUGAGAUAUGACUUUGGGGAUGGAGACAAAGGGAGGAUGGAGAGAAACGACUGGACUGAGAGAAGAGCCCACUCCCCUUUAUGUAAAUUGGCUUUGCCAACCUGGUCUGCAGCUGGAGAAAGGCCAUGCGCCUCUAUUACCAGCCAGUGGGGCUUCCGCCUUAGGAGGGUCUUAGAAAAGUGUUUUUCCUUAAUGAAAGGAGAUACUGUGCAGUAAAUAGCCCUGCUGUUGUUUUCUUUUCUUUUGAUAGAAUGUCAAACUUACGAAAAAAGUUACAAGAAGAGAACAAAGAGCUAUUAGAGGGUGUUGCUGACACAAUGCUUUAUCACUCUUGAAUAUUUUCGUGUGUAAUUCCUACAAAUAAGGACAUUCUCCCACAUAGCCACAAUACAACCAUCAAAAUCAGGAAGUUAACGCUGAUGUGUUUCUACCAUGUAAUCCUCAGAUCCAAUUCAAGUGUCACCAGCUGUCCCAAUAAUGUCUUUUAUAACAAAAACAUUCAGUCUAAGAUCACUCAUUCUAUUUAGUUAUCUUGUCUAUUCUUCAAUUUGGAAGUGUUCUUUGUUCUUUCCUGAAUGUUCAUGACCUUGACAUCUUAGAAGAUUAAAGGUUAUUUAAAGUUGUUGAGUUAAAUAUCCAUUAAAUUAGGUUUGUCAGAUAUUUCCUCGAAAUUAGAUUCAGCUUAUGCAUUUUUUGGAAGGAAUACCACAGAAGUGAUGUUGUUUUCUUUCUGUUGCAUCCAAUCAGAUGAUACAGGAUUUUGAUUUGUUCCAUUACUGUUGACAUGAAUUUUGAACAUUUGAUAAUGCCAGUAUCAGCCAGAUUUUUCCAUUGUAAAGUCAUUCCUUUGUCCUUUGUAUUUAAUAAGUAUGUUUAGGGACUUUGAGACUAUGUCAAUGUCCUGUUCUUCAUCAAAAUUCCACUCACUCAUUCUUAGUAUUCAUUGACGUUUACUGAUCGAACUAAUUAUUAUUAUGAUAGUUGCCAAAUGUUGGUUUUUCUAAUUCAAUCAUUUCUUUAGUGUUUAUUAGCAUUCUACUAUAAGGAAAAGCACUAUCUUCUCCCCAUUUAUUAAUUCACAUAUUUACAUCAGCUUGGAGUUAUUGAUUUCUAUUUUAUUAAAUAGUUUAUAAUUGAUUACCAUCCUUAUUUAUUUUAAUGCUCAAAUUGUCCCAAAUUAUGGCCAAAGAAAGCUCCUUCAAACUGGUUGCUAUGUCCUUUUGACAUGGCCCAUCAUUCUUUAAACACAUUUUACAUCUGGCACAAUAACGUGCUACAUACCCAUCUUGUAUUUUUCCUGCCCCAUCUUUGAAAUCAGCCAUUCUCAAGGGGUUCCUUCUUAAUCUGGCUGUUGUUGUGUUGGAACUCCUGGUACCAUCUUAGAACCUUAAGGAGACAAGCGAACCAAGCCAAUAAGCUUUCCAUGAUGCUGCUUAGAGUUAAACAGAGCCCAGGUACUAAGUUAUGUCAUGGAGACAGUGAACUAACCUCUGGACUGCUUGCUACAUGAGACAAUUGAUUUUCUUAUUUUCUAUGUAGGGUGGUACAUUUCCUCAUUUUGAGAUAUUUCUUCAACAUAUAGCUUUUCAUUAGUGGGGAUUUUGUCAAUUAUAACCAAAAACAAUGUGACGGAUACCCAAGAUGUUUCAUGUUGUAGCUUGGGUGAAUUACACAUUUCUGAAGCCAUUACACUUCCUAGUUUAUUUGGAUUUAAGUUGACAAAUAAAAAUUGCAUAUGUUUAUGGUCUAUAACAUGGUGUUUCGAUAUAUGUAUACAUCGUGGAAUGGCUAAAUCAAGCUAACAUAUCCAUUACCUCACAUAGUUAUUUUUUGUGGUGAGAACAUUUUAAAAAUAUUGUCUUAGCAAUUUUCAAUCAAGCCUGUCCCAUGGAGACACAAGCAAUAGUGACAUGAGCACUUGACUCGCUGGGUUAUCAGGCUUUGGCUCCAAAUGUUUGGCUUCAAAUAUGAAAAAGUUACAUGAAAGAUGAAACUAUGCAAUGGCAUGGCUGUUGGUCAUUCACAUCUCUCUCUGCCAAGAAUGGGGAUGACGCUGUUGAAGGAAGAAAUGUGUUUUCUCCUUUUUCUCAAGUGAUAUUUGCCUUAGGUCAGAUUCUACUAGUUUAAAGCAAAACGAUCUCCUGGUCUGAUUCCUUUGGGUCUCUAAUAAUGGAAACUGCAAGGAUCAGCAUAAAGUGUUCCUUUGUUCUGACGUUGGUAUAACAUUGCUUCUUGAAAAAUGAAAGUAUUUGGACAUACAGACAGAAGCAAUAUUAUUCAGGUCUUCCUUGUUGCAAGUGAGGGAAAUCCAAUUAAAACUGGUUUAAACCUAAAAAAAAAAAAAAGAAGAAAAGAAAAGAAAAAAUAUGAGAGGGGUUUUGCUUUCUGGAAUCUGCUUUCUAGUCAGAAAGUGCAGAAGAAGGGCUAGCUUCAGGAACAAUUGGAUGCAGUAGUUCAAAUCACAAGUUAAGUCUCUGCUUCUUUUCUCCAUCUCUCUUCUGUCUUCCUCCACACUGGCUUUAUUCUUAGGUAGGCUUACCCAGAUAGUCAUAAACACAGCCACCAGUGGCAGCUGGGCUCACUUUUGUCCUUGGAGCCAGUGAGCCCAUGAAAAAGGAGCUUCUCUUUCUGGAGCUUCCCAGGGGUAACUUUGAUCAGCCAACAAGGGUCAGUCCUAUGCUUAUCCCUUGACCAAUCUCUGUGCCCAGAGGGCAGGGUACUCUGAUUGGCAAUACCUUCAUCGUGGGCCAACCACUGUGGGGAAGGGGGAGGGAUUAGAAAAGACAGCCACACCCAAAUCUCAUGAAGCAGUCCCCUUUAUUUUAAAAAAGUCCCUGUGAGAGCAACAGGAGCAAAGCAUGGAGAAGAAGCAAUCUUGGAGAAGCUGGAAGAGAACUGACCCAAAGAAUCCAAGAGACUAAGACUGUGCAGGGUUGGGGAACGGAAGCUCACACAGGAGGCCUGGACAGAGCUGCAGCAGAGCCAGGAGAGAAGCCAAGUGGCACAGCUCAUCUUGAAGUAAUUAUAAUGCCACUAAAAUUCUCAUUUGUAUUAAUUUUUUUUAAUUACUGGCAAGAUAAGGCAAAUGUUUUUAAAGGCCUAAAUAAAAUGAUAUUCCCUGAA
Molecule: messenger RNA, 8284 nt
Organism: Homo sapiens (human)
Lineage: Eukaryota; Metazoa; Chordata; Mammalia; Primates; Hominidae
Gene: LMCD1
Product: LIM and cysteine rich domains 1
Exons: 6
Coding region: 117-1214 (365 amino acids)
Biological process (GO): positive regulation of calcineurin-NFAT signaling cascade; regulation of cardiac muscle hypertrophy
Cellular component (GO): cytoplasm; nucleus
Molecular function (GO): transcription corepressor activity; zinc ion binding
Source: RefSeq, marked reviewed